AGGAAGGGGACGAGGCGGGUGAGGGAGCUGUGGUGGCAGGGACUUCCUCCCAGCGUCAGAGGUCGAGUGUGGAGUCUCGCCAUCUGCAACGAGCUGAACAUCACGGCCGAGCUGUACGAGAUCUUUCUGUCCAGAGCCAAAGAGAAGUGGAGGAGCUACAGCGAGACCAGUUCAGUGAACGACAGUGAGAGUGAUGGAGGAGCGUCUCUGGCCGACAGAGAGUCCAGUCUGGACCUCAUCAAACUGGACAUUUCCAGAACGUUCCCCUCCCUCUUCAUCUUCCAGAAGGGCGGACCCUACCACGACCUCCUCCACAGUGUCCUCGGAGCUUACACCUGUUACAGACCCGACAUCGGCUACGUUCAGGGGAUGUCGUUCAUCGCUGCAGUUCUGAUCCUCAACCUGGAGGAGGCGGAAGCCUUCAUCACCUUCGCCAACCUGCUCAAUAAACCCUGUCAGAUGGCGUUCUUCAGGGUCGACCACGAGCUGAUGUUGAAGUACUUUGCAGCGUUCGAGGUUUUCUUUGAGGAGAAUCUUCCUCGUCUCUUCAGCCACUUCCAGGCGAACAGCCUGACCCCUGACCUCUAUCUCAUCGACUGGAUCUUCACGCUGUACAGUAAGUCCCUCCCCCUGGACGUGGCGUGUCGAGUGUGGGACGUCUUCUGUCGGGACGGGGAGGAGAGCUUGUUUCGGACGGGGCUGGGUAUCCUGCGUCUGUACGAGGAGGUCCUGCUGCAGAUGGACUUCAUCCACAUCGCUCAGUUCCUCACUCGCCUCCCAGAAGACCUGCAGUCGCACACGCUCUUCAGCGCCAUGGCCAACACGCACAUGAUCAGCAGAAACCGCCGCUGGGCUCAGGUGUUUUCUGCUUUGACGAAGGACGGAAUCAAAGAGGUGGAUAAGAACACCAGCCCGGCGCUGAGGAGUUAACGCUCACAGACCUCGAUGCUGCUGUGGAGGAGGAUGAAGCUGGCGUCAGUCGGCCGUGAGCUUCAGAGCCAGACGUCGGCUCGUCCUGUCGCCGCUGAAGCUGGAAGCUCAACUCUUCACUCCGAAGCUUGAAGCAAAAACACGAGGCGGGAGCGAAGGUGGAGGUCGGAGGAGCCGUCAGCUUGAGCGUCCAGGUGGGUGAAGGAAGAGCGGCCCCCAGGAGUCGCAGGGCCCCGAGCGGUCGGUUCGAAUCUCCACAGCCGUCGUCAGUAUUUCACGUAGAGGUUUAGUUUGAUGAAGCAGCAGAUUCUCAAAGGCGGAGAAAUCAAACAGACUUUCAGCCGCUGGCCGGGUGCAAACACUUGAUCCUGGCCUGUGAUUGGUUGAGCCAGUAUUUCACCGGUUGAUCCUCAGACUCCAGCUCUGAUGUCGGUGCUAAUCCUUUUCUGAGGCUUCGACUCGUCUGUGGUUUAAUUAUUAACUUCUGUCCUCGUGGAUUUUUAUUUCACACUGUUGUUUCAUUUGCUGCUUUUAUUUUUAGCUCUAACCAGAAAAUUCACGAGGCUCCAACUUUAAACCGUAACUUUUUAAAUCUCUUGACAAAUAGAAAAUAACAUGGGAAGAAUCUUAAAGACAUUUUGUACAUCGUAGAUUUUCCAAAUCACAAUCGAAGAACACGUCAAGUCAACGAUCGUCAUCGAGUAAACAACAAAAUAUAAUCACAUCCUUUUUUACAGGAAACGAACGAACACGUUUUUCCUCUUUGAACUAAACCUUCAGAAAUCUUCUCCUGUAAAAAGCAGAUGAAUCAAAUAUGAAAAUAGUUUCAGUUAUUUGUUGUUGGAGCCAAAACAUUGAGUCAUUAACUGAAAAUGAAACAUUACAAACUGUUUGUGUGGCAUCGAGACGCACACAUGUUAAUAUUAUCACCACGGCAACAACGAGCAACACUAGAAAUCCUGAAAUUCAUGAAUGAAUCUAGAUUAUAAUCUCAGACACAGGACGCCCCCUGCAGGCCUGUCUGUGUUUAACACUCCUGAUUUAAACACUAUUAAAUGUAGUUCAUCCCUACCACUACACACACACACACACACACACACACACACACA
Paralichthys olivaceus (Japanese flounder) is the source of this 2039-nucleotide messenger RNA. NCBI's taxonomy places the organism in Eukaryota, Metazoa, Chordata, Actinopteri, Pleuronectiformes, Paralichthyidae. The record is from RefSeq and is a predicted model, not a curated record.